GGGUGGGGGUCCGGAUUACCUCAGCGGAGGUCUCUCUUCCUCUCUCCAGCCCUUUCUCCCUUUGCCUUGAGAUGAGGGCACAAGGGAACAUGGCAGCCUUUAGGGCCUUGGGACUGGUCGCGCCAGGCGGCCUAAGGUUCUUGCCUGCAUCCGAAGCCGAAAAGAGCAGCGCGGCAGGCAGCCGCUGCAGGAGGCGGAGCCAGACGUUGACCGGCGAGCAUCACAACAGAGAGAGGCACAUUAUCUGGGAGCCUGAUAGAGCUGCCCCCCACCCCCACCUUCACCUUCGCCUUCUCUCAUAUUUUUCCCCAUCGUCCAACCCGUCCCCCGCCCCGGUUUCCCUCGGCGAUCAACCCCCAUCCGUUGUUGUAGCGCUCCAUGCAUCCCUUUUCUGUUUUGAUUGUCUAAAAAGGUGUGUGAGAUUCCUAGGCGGGGAGACCGGGUCGCCAUGGAGUACAUCAGAAUGCCCAAGAGUGAGGACGGACAUGCUAACAAAAUGGCAGUGAGGAAUGGAAGGCGAGCCUCAACAAGAACCAGUGGAAAAUGUCCGCUUAAUUGAUGGAUUAUCUUGCAAAAGAGCUGCAUCAGGGACUCUGUACCUAACAGCAACUCAUGUCAUCUUUGUAGAAAAUGAAUCAGAUGCUCGUAAAGAGACAUGGAUUCUCCACAGUCAAAUCUCCUCUAUUGAGAAACAGGCAACAACAGCUACUGGUUGUCCAUUGCUGAUUCGUUGCAAGAAUUUCCAGAACAUUCAAUUCAUCCUGCCUCAGGAGAGAAAUUGCCAUGAUGUUUACAUAUCUUUAAUACGUUUGGCACGCCCAGUGAAAUACGAAGAGCUGUAUUGUUUUUCCUUCAACCCAAAAUUAAACAAAGAGGAACGAGAAGAAGGCUGGAAUCUGAUAAACUUGAAGAAAGAGUAUAAUCGGAUGGGGGUUCCAAAUAAUUACUGGCAGAUCAGUGAUGUCAACAGAGAUUACCGAGUAUGUGACUCGUAUCCCAUUGAAGUAUAUGUCCCGAAAUCAGCUACUGCCCACAUCAUUGUGGGAAGCUCUAAAUUCCGCAGCAGGAGGCGUUUCCCUGCACUUUCCUAUUACUACAAGCAAAAUAAUGCCUCCAUAUGCCGGAGUAGCCAGCCUCUGUCAGGCUUCAGUGCCCGAUGCCUCGAAGAUGAACAGAUGCUACAGGCAAUCCGAAAGGCAAAUCCGGGAAGUGAUUUCAUUUAUGUUGUUGAUACACGUCCCAAACUCAACGCAAUGGCAAACAGAGCAGCUGGGAAGGGCUAUGAGAAUGAGGACAAUUACUCCAACAUAAAGUUUCAGUUCAUAGGGAUUGAGAACAUCCAUGUAAUGCGGAGCAGUCUCCAAAAAAUGCUAGAAGUUUGCGAGCUGAGAUCUCCUUCGAUGAGUGACUUCCUCUGGGGACUAGAGAAUUCAGGCUGGCUGAAGCACAUCAAAGCCAUAAUGGAUGCAGGCAUCUUUAUUGCAAAGGCUAUUGCUGAAGAAGGAGUGAGCGUUCUUGUUCACUGUUCUGAUGGGUGGGACCGGACAGCUCAGGUUUGCUCUGUGGCGAGCCUUCUGCUAGAUCCGUAUUACCGUACUAUGAAAGGGUUUAUGGUAUUAAUUGAUAAAGACUGGGUUUCAUUUGGUCAUAAAUUUAAUCACAGGUAUGGCAAUCUGGAUGGAGACCCAAAAGAGAUAUCUCCAGUCAUUGAUCAAUUCAUUGAGUGUGUUUGGCAACUUAUGGAACAAUUUCCUUGUGCCUUUGAAUUCAAUGAAAGGUUCCUGAUCCACAUACAACAUCAUGUCUAUUCCUGCCAGUUUGGGAACUUCCUGUGCAACAAUCAGAAGGAAAGAAGUGAGCUGAAGGUUCAAGAACGGACAUAUUCACUUUGGGCUCACUUGUGGAAAAAUCGAGCUGAUUAUGUGAACCCUCUGUACAGAGAAGACUAUAACAGAACCCUACAUCCCCAGUCCACUCCCUGCCAUUUUAUCUACAAGUUCUGGUGUGGAAUGUACAACCGCUUUGAAAAAGGACUGCAUCCUCGCCAGUCUGUUACUGACUACCUGAUGGCAGUCAAAGAAGAAACACAGCAGAUGGAAGAAGAGCUAGUAAUCCUGGAAGAGAGACUGGCAAAGCUUACAAAAUUCCAAUUAAAUAAUGGCGAGGCAAAACCAAAACAACAGAAUGGAAGCAAUGACUUUGGACACACUACAUCUAACGACAGCAUAGCCAACACUCCCCAGGAUUAUACAGGCAACCUGAAAUCUUUCCCUUCUCGAAGUCCUUCACAGGGAGAUGAAGAAGACUCUGCUCUGAUUCUUACACAAGAUAACCUGAAAAGCUCAGAUCCUGAUCUUUCGGCCAACAGUGAUCAGGAAUCUGGGGUAGAGGAUAUGAGCUGUAGGUCCCCAAAUGGAAGGGGAUGUUUGCUCAGCAAGGGUAACAUGAAAGACUGUGAUUUGGAUGAAGCUGUUUGUCUCACCGUCUGAAACAUCUGCUGGUCAGUUGGUGAUAAAAGACUGUCCGUGAAAAAAGUCCAAAGAAAGGAAGCUGUGCACUUAAAAAGUCCAGAUGUAAUCUCAUUGUAAGCAAGAAUGUUAAAUGGGAAGAAAUAUCUCGUUCAUUUAUUUAAUUGAUCAUACAUAUCCUAAUUGAUUUGUUUCAUCUGCCAUCAUUAGUUUACAGGACCUUAUAGCAUGCACAUUUUACAUUUAGCAUAUACAGUAUGUAUUUAUUGAUACAUACUUAGUUAGCCAAUCUACUACCUUUACAAAGACACUUCGAAAUAAUUUAUUUGUGUAAACCAUGAAAAAAGGAAACAAACUCUAAAACCAAGAUACUUCUUGCUCCCCAAUAUGAAAAUUAAAAAAAUGGUAGAAGUAAAUGAUUAGAACAGACUUUCCUCCUUGUUUUGAAGACAGUUGUUGAAAAACGUAGACCUUGCCAUUUGUGUAUUUAAAAUAUUUCUGGAAAAAGGAGAAGUUCAUUAAUUUAAGAUAAAUAUUGAACACAUUCAGAAAAUUAAUAAAAUCAGCUUCCAAGGUAUAGUAAAUUAAUUUACUCUGUAUAUGAGUGUGAGUAGGACCAUAGGGCACUUCUAUAUUACUGUAUCAGCAUGCCUCCAUUUUAUACCAGUUUUAGAUCUCAAUUUAAAUUUCCCCCAAUUAAAUACUGUAACAGAUGGAUAAAUAUGGUGAUGCUCCCAGUUUCUGCAUUUCAAACCAUCCAUCUGCCACAGUGUGUCUGAUGGAAAUAUUUUCACAUCCCCAGAAGUUACUUGUAAUAGCCCAGACAUACAGUCAGUCAUUGCCAUGAAGGGAGUACCUCUGUUUGGUUUGGGGUUCUAUAGACUAGUAGCAUUAUUUGAAAUGAGGACUCUCAAGAACUAAAGUGUCUCUUCAGGAAGUGCUUUACUUUAAAAUAGUAUACCAAAACGCACACUUUGAACUGCAUAGCACACUGUCACAAAAUUUAGCAAGUUCCUAAAGUGCCGUUCCCAAAACUGAAAGUGCAAAUCACACUGGAAACAAAAGCCCAAUGGAAGAGUUCUAAUCCUGUGUGUGGCUAGAAUUAUGUGACAGUGGAACCUAGAUUGCCAGCAGCCCCUCCCCCAGAAGCUGGAGGAUGUGUUUCUGUUGGAGGGAGCUUUCUGUGUUGCUGCAGGAUCCUUGCAUGAUUGAGAAUCCUCGGACAUCUGAACUCUCCAGGACAAUGCUACACAAGUAGAUUGGCCUCUACUUCAUCCACCCUCCAACUCAAGGAAGGCAACAGGAAUGGUGACAGAGAGUGCAGUGCUAACAUCCUUGUUCUGCCCUGCUUCAUGGAAGUUCAACAUGGGGGAGACGACCAUUGUAAACAGGGCUACAGGGAAUGUGGUGUAGUUGUUCAAAAGUACUGGAUUGGAAUCUGAAUGAUCUACAGUCCAUUUGCUACUCAGUCAUGAGCCCACUUGGGUGACCUUGGGCCAGUCAUCUAACCUACUUCAUUUUGUAAGGAUAAUUGGAGUGGGUAAAAAGUUGUGUUUCCUGCCUUAAUUUUGUUGAAUAAAGGGUGAAAUAUAUUUGAUUAAAAUGCAGUUACAGGCAAGUCAGGAGGUUCUUGUAAAGGAAACCUAUCCGUUGUCCAUUUCCCCCAUAUUUAUGUUUCUUUUUUCUCAUGAGUUUGCAAGAGAUCAUAGACCAAAAUAUCUUUUGAUCACUGCUUUUACCAAAUAUACGAUUUUUCAAGUCCAAGUCACAAUCCAAGCAUAUGUCCUUCUGUUUGAAAUUUCAUGUCUCUUUCUUUGGAUCGUAUAUAACUUUUUAGAACUGGAGAAGUUUUUCAGUUUUCAUGAAAUUAUUGUUAGCUAACCAGCAUCCUCCAGUGACUUCCAUUUUAAUGUAAGCGAUUGUUACUUCUCCUGAGUUUAGAUGGAUAAAAUGUCUCAUCUUACCAGCAAAUGCUGAACUGGCACAAAAUAGCUAGCUAAAAAAGGACAAGGUAAAAAAAGCAGAAACAGAAGGUCAGGGUUAAUAAGAAAUUUGCUUGAGAGUCGGAAAGUGAAUGAAACUGAAUCAGACUUUAUUUCAGUGGGUGAAAACCAAUUUAUGGAAUGCAUCCAUGAGAAAUAAUGGCAAGAGGGUGGUUUCCAUCUUCCUGCUACUUCCCCAUGUUUUCUGUUGGGGCAUUCCAUGCUUUAGUAUAGCAUGCGAGGUUGUAGGAGGCAGUGCAACCACCUAAAAAUACUCCCUACCCCUUCUGAGGAUGGAUGCAGUCCAUCAGUGGGGCAACAUCAGUUGGAUACUAUCUGCUAUCCAUGUCACAGGAGCAUGGGGGCACCCUCACAUCUGCUGUGGGUUAUACCAGUCUUUCUUGGUAAAAUCGUAAGUCACCAAGAGAUAAAUUAUCUUGUCUUCUCCACCUCCCCCAGUUUGUGGUGGGCACACCUCAUUUAUAAAAGAAUCAUGUCUACUGAAAGUGUGCUUUUGGUGUUUUGCAGUGAGAGCGAAGAGUUCCAAGGGUCACAAAAACACCCUUCAAAAUGCACGUUUUUGUGAUUUCAGACCAAACAAAUGCACUCUUAACUCUUCUUCUUUUAAAAGCAUACUCUUUAUUGAAUCAGUUCCCCCUUUCAGACUCUCCACUUCAUAUACAGAGCUUCCUUUCAUGGAAGUACUGUUGUGACUACUUGAUGUAACACGAUCAUCACUUUGUCACAUCCGGAUAUAAAGCAGUGCUAUGUAUAGUUCUGCCAUCCACAUAUUGGUGGAGGAAGCAAGAAAUGUAUAGAAUGUGGUUUACUUAAGGUUCGGCCUGUGUACUGAAGGAGAAUGGAAUGAGGUGGCAUGGUCAUAUCUUGGAAAGGAUUGUGAUAUACUUUCUAGAGAAAAGUGUGUGGUGCAAGUCUAUCCCAUAGCACAGAAACUGAGAGAUGGGGACCUGUUAGCCUCUUUAUGUUCUUCCACAGGCACAUGGCCUCUCACUGGCCCCACUCUGGGUAUUGAUAAUAUUUCCUUAGUCUUACCCUGGACGGAGUGUAAUUAUUUUGCUAAGUUGUGGAAGGAAUUUGUUCUUAGUGCAUGCUGAAUAAGAGUCUAAUUAUUGAGACUUUGGCCAAGCCCACUGCUGGAAUAUGGACCCCAACGAAUUUCAACUGAAGUAAUGCAAAGCUUAACUAGAAAAAGGUUCUUCAUCCCCACAGGAGGUUACAGAAAGAAUAAGGUUCUUCAUUCCUGGGAAGGGGUACAAAAGGGCAGAAAAUGCCACAGCAGCUCCCCAGCAGGUAAAGGAAGAGAAGAAAGAGAAUAAUGGGGAGCAGAAACCAGGAUGGGUUUGGAUUUACCUUAUUUUGGAAGAUGUGGUAUGUAACAAAACAAACCUCUCUCAGUGAUACGUUGGUAGGUAACAGACUGAAAUUUCAGUGGCCAUUCAGGAAGGUUUUGGAAAAGCAGCAAGAGGGAUGUGAGCCCAGAAAUGCCUGCAUCUGAGGGGACAAGGUGUACAGAAGCAACUUAUGCCUAUAAAUGCCUUUUGCUGGAUUACAGUGCAUGCAUUCAUAGCUCUCCACUACAUGUAUUACUGGGAAUGUUAAAAGCACUGCUGUUCAGAAUUUUAGGAUCCUUAUCCUUCAGAUAGAGCUUUCAAUUUCAGUUGGAAACAUACCCUUAGCAUUUUACAAAUCGGCACCAAGUCUGCUUUGUACAUGAUGCUAUUGUACAUCAGACUGCAUGUAUCAGUGCAACAGACUGUGGCAUCAAUGCAUUAUCAUAGAAGGCACUCUUUCAGAGGGACGUUAGGAUUUAAGUAUACCCUGAUAUUUCCUGGUUUCUCUACAGAGGUUUACACUGCACUUGCUAACUAUCUUGUAGAAACAGCACACCUUGGGUGAGGCGUCUUCUAUAUAAAUCUAGUUCAACACGUUAACUGAAGGAUAUGUACUGGAUUCUAAUUUUCGCCAGCAAGAAGAAAAAUGACAUCAUCACCCUAGCCGAGUCUGCCAUUUUUUUUUUGGCAAUUUCUUUAUAUAAUUGCUGCUGUCCACUUGUUGUAGAAAAAUAAAAUAAAAUAAAGGUCUUUAUUUGGUUUGGAGGCAAAGUGUGCCACCACCUGGCAUGCUCCAAACAUUGGUGAAACAUGUCCAUGAACACGCCACUGCCAUAAUUUAUGGAGUAAAUUACACUGCUGUAAUUUAUGGAGAAUGCCUCUUGAAACUCCAUAUAAAUGUCAUUUUUAUAUGAAACUAUGUGUCUCAUUUUAAUUUAAUUUACAUUUUUAAAAAUUUAACAGCCAGAUUUUAAUAGUACAAAUGCGUUCAAACUUUAGAAAUAUAGCCAGUAGUGUAUACAGCACCCAACAUACCUUCUGAAUUUGUUUUCUGGAGAAAAAAGAAUGCUAGGAAAACUUAGAUCAAUGAGAAAACUGUGAUAUGAGAGAGACUUCUAUGUAAGGUAUCAGUGGAUUAUCUUUAGGUAAAAAUUUCUGGCAAUCAAAUUUAUACAAAUGUAACACUAUACUGUACACUAUAUUAUACUGUCUGCACUUUUGAAAAUCUAGGAAUCAAACCUGGAAAAUGUUUAGCAAAAUUUGUGCACUGUGUUUGAGACUUCUAGCUUUAUUGAUCAAUUCCUGGCAGUUUCACUUGGAGUGCCAUCCUCUUUGGUUUAGAUGUUACAGUUUGUACUGUAUUAUACAAUGUUGUAAUACCUGAAUGAAAGAGUAUUUAAAUAAAGGUAGAGGAUAUACACUGUGUUGUUCAUUUCAGGAUUAUAAUUGCAGAAAAUAUUAAAAUAUUAAAAAUAUUCACCUUACAGUCAGCACUAACUGUUGGAUUAGAGGGGCUCACUAUUCACUUGGGGAUACACAGAGCAAAACCCAUUUUCAUGUGCUUAGCAUUCCAACUAGUCCUAAACAGCCUGGCUAACAAAAUGGGAUGAAAGAUGAUGCAGCUGGAUAACACUGAGAGGUAACAUUCUCUAGCACUGUCCUAAACCAUCCAAAAUAUUAAAGGAUAAAAGUGUGCAUAUAUGCACUCCAGAGCAUACUUUGUGCAAGACACAAAGGAGUCUGAUAUGCAAUUACAUAUAAAACAGCAUGAUUUGAGCCCCUAUUCAGGCACUGUGAAUCUGGUUUCUUCAGAAUGUUUACAGUACAGCAUCUAGCUCUGCCUCCUUCUGCUAUCAUUUUCUUGACAAGAUACUGGAAUCUUGAAAGCAAGAACACAUGAACCCUGGAAAAUCUGGGUUCACACUUGUACAUAGAUCCUAUAUGUGAGUGGGAACGGCUCUUUUUCAGACUCCUCUGUCAUCAAAUAAAAAAAGAAAUGAUGGACAGAGGUGAGGCCAAGUACUCCCCUUUAAGUGUUCUGAAGAACUGGAUUCGGUAAUACAGUGGUGCCUCGCAUUACGAUGUUAAUUCGUUCCAGCGAAAUCGCUGUAAAAUGA
Messenger RNA from Pogona vitticeps (central bearded dragon), 7919 nucleotides. Lineage: Eukaryota; Metazoa; Chordata; Lepidosauria; Squamata; Agamidae. The record is from RefSeq and is a predicted model, not a curated record.